Molecule: messenger RNA, 1023 nt
Organism: Malus domestica (apple)
Lineage: Eukaryota; Viridiplantae; Streptophyta; Magnoliopsida; Rosales; Rosaceae
Source: RefSeq, a predicted model, not a curated record
CAAAUGAAAUUGUGCUUAAUGUAUGAAACGGUUUUACCACUUAUAGUUUGACAAGGAGACUAUUUUGCUUUUCAACACGAAUUCUAAUAGCAGAAACAUAUGGAUUGAUCGUCUAUAUAAAUUGACAUGGUUUUUAUCGAACGAAAAUCUAUUGUUAGUUGUGCAUUCGAUCUUCUGAAAGAGAGUAGAAGGACAACUUUGAAGAUCACGGCGUUGGGUAAGUAACACAGAGCAGGCAGUACAUUUUUGUUCACAGGUCUUCAAGUUUAGAGAAGAAAGCAAGAAACCAAGAAGAAAGGCAAAUCAAGAAGAUAGUCCUGAAAGUUUCUUCCCAUGGAAUUGAAAGACACUGCACCAAUUGGCGAAAAGGAGCCCGAGAUCAUGCUUCUUGAUAACCCAUUUGCAAGGUUGCUGCUGGAGGAGCUGAGAAUCGGGGAUCAGUCGCUACUCGAGGUUCAGAAUUUGCCUGAGAAAUCCAAUGUGCGCGAAGAAAAUGUGCCGAAAGAAGAGAAGGCUCUCGAGUUGGAAGAAAACAGAAAGCUGAAAGCGUCUGAGAGUAACUUGCUUAGAGGUACAAAAAGGAAAGCAAAUUAUAUGGCCCUGAGGAUAACUGGUUCUUGGACUAAAUCUGGAGAGAAAGAAGCAAUGCCGUCUUAUGAUCAUUUCCCCGCCGAUGCUUUUGAGGUUUCGUAUUAAGAACAAGUUCUCCGCCACAGACAAUACCUCCGGUGAAAAUUGAAAACGGAAUCACGAGGAAUUGCUGAUGUAUUCGUUAUUCGAUCAACAGCCCGAGAUGAGCAAUAAGGAUUCGUUAUUCGAUCGCAAGUAAUUCUAAUUCAAUGUCGAUGUAAAUGUUUUUGCACCGGAGUGUAAGUUGUUGCUUUUCCAUCAAACCUGUUAACCAAGCUCUGAUUGAUAAACAUGCAAUUUUCAGAAACCCCGAGCUUUUCGGGGGUUUGGGUAUGUUCCAACAACCAUGAAAAUAUGGCGAAUGCCAAAAUGCGUUGGCGGAUAAAUUAAAAA